Molecule: messenger RNA, 2652 nt
Organism: Insectozyma verbasci
Lineage: Eukaryota; Fungi; Ascomycota; Pichiomycetes; Serinales; Debaryomycetaceae
Source: the annotation of a GenBank genome assembly
AUGCAACAAUUAAUAGAUUUAUUAUUAUUAAUACCACCUGAACAAUUUUUAAGUUCCAAUGAUCCAAUUCAUAGAUUUAUUCACGGGAUAUUAAAAGGUAAACUGAACGACUUAUUGGAAAUUAGUGAUUUUAAAGAAAUUCAUUCAUUACCUCCCUUACAACAAAUAUUGCGAAAAUAUCCAGAACAGCCAUUAUAUGAAGUAUUAACAGAAUAUACAGAUGAAUUUGUCAAAGUUCUUGAACGAUUCUCAAAGGAUGUUCAAUUAUGGACCAGUGUAACUGCAGUUUGUUUCUUUCAAAGUUUUAUACAAUCUAAUUUCACAGGGCCAUCAUCAUUUCCAGCUAAAAAAUUAUGGUUUCCAAAAGUAAGUGAUGAAAAAAAAUUACAAUAUGAUUGUAUUGAUAUUUUAAAUGUUGAAGGUCAAUCUGCUUAUGAUUUAAUGCAUGAUCCAUUAUAUUUAAUAAUGGCUGAAUUAUUCAUGGAGAAGGUUUUAAAUGUUCCAUCUAUAACAUCAAAUCAUGAAGAGUUAUUAUCUCUUUAUGAGAAAUUGGAAAUUGAUACUCCAAUUAAAGCAUUUACGUCCUGGUGGUUGGUCAGAACAUUACAAACUCAUUUAUCUAUUGUUUCAGAACCACCAGGUAUAAUUUCAUCAAUUUGUGGUAUUCUAAUGAGUCCAAAAUUAAUUGAACUAUUCGAUGAUAAGUUAUUGAGUAUUGAAUUUUACUUAGAACUUGCCAGAAUUCAUAUCCAUUCAAAUAAUGAACAUCUUGCAAUUAAACCGUUAAUUAAAGCUACUAAAUUGUCAGGUUUACAAGUUUUAUUAUCUGGUGCAAAGGCUAAGAGAACAAAAUUUCAACAAUUCUUCACUUCAAAUUUAAUUGUACUUGCUAAGAGUGCUGGUAAGACUCUUUUUGAAGAUGACAUAGAAUCAAGUCUUGAAAGUUUACAACUUAAUGAUGAUGUAUUAUUAGAAAAACCACAAUUUGAAUCACUUGAAGAUUUAGAAAUUGAAAUUGAACAAGACAGUAAACGAAUAAGAAUGGAUAGUUUCUUAACUGAAGAUGAUAAAUUAUUACCAUUGGCAUUGAAACAAGAUGAUAUUCCAAAUGAUUUAAAAGAAUUAGACCCAAAUAAUCAACCAACUUUGAAUAAUGUAGAUAAUUUAAGUAUAUUAUUGCGAUUGGCUGUAUUGAAACAGACCAGUCCAACUAAUGAUCCAUUAGUUGAUGAAGAAUUAAUGGCUUUAGUUUCAAGAAUAGUUUAUUCUGGUUCAAAUAUAAAUUGGUCAAUAUUCUCCAGGUCAUUAUGGGAAAGAUCAUUAUUAGAAACAGGAAAAACUAAAACUGUCGAACGUGGGAUAUUACAAAUGACUGCAUUAAUUGAAGAAAUUGGAAUUAAUAUUACAUCUAGAGUUACUCCACAAGUUGAAGAUUCGACAAAUGCAUUAUCUUCAAGAUUAAGAUUUAUUCAUCAAUUACCAUUAUUACCUCAAUGGGUCAUGGAUGCAAAAUUGGCUGAAAAAUAUAUGUCAUUAGGUGUUAUUAAAUCUGCAUUGGAAAUUUAUCAAAGAUUGGGAUUAGAUUGUGAAGCAGCCUUAUGUUAUGCUGCUGUAGAUCAAGAAACUGAAGCUGAAAAGAUAUUAACUAAAAGGAUUGAAAAUUAUCCCAAAGAUGCAAGGGCAAUUUCAAUAUUAGGUGAUUUAAAACAGGAUCCACAAUUAUGGGAAAAAGCAUGGGAGAUCGGUAAAUAUGCAAAAGCGAAAUCUUCCUUAUCCAAAUACUAUUACAAUCAAAAAAAUUUACAGUUGGCAAUUAAAAACAUGUUUGAAAGUCUUUCUAUUAAUCCCCUUAAUUAUGAAAAUUGGUUUUUUUAUGGUUGUUGUGGUUUAGAAAACGGUCAAUUUGAAUUAGCUUCAGAAGCAUUCUCUAGAUGUAUUUCAUUGGAUGAUACUAAUUCAUAUGCUUGGUCAAAUUUAGCCAGUGCUUUAUUGAAAUUAAAUAAAGAUAAACCAGCAUUCAAUGCAUUAAAAAAAGCAAUCAGAUGUGGUUCAGAAUCUAAAUCAUGGAGAAUUUAUGAAAAUUAUAUGAAUGUAGCAGUAAAAUUACAUGAAUGGAAUGGUGUACUAUUUGCAUUUAAAGAACUACUCAAGAUUAAAAAAGAUGAAGGUGAUAAAGCAAUAGAUAUACCUGUAUUAGAAAAAUUGGUUGAAAUAUUAGUAUCAGAACAAUAUUCUGAAAAUUUAACAUAUUUUCAAAAAUCAACUAUUGAUUUAGUCUGUAAUAUAUUACCAACUGUAAUUACUUCAUCUGCUAGAUGUUGGAGAAUAGUAGCAAGAGUUGAAUUAUGGAGAAUGAAACCUUGGAAUUCAUUAGAAUGUCAUGAGAAAGCAUAUAGAACAAUGAUUCAUUUAUCAGAAGUAGAAACCAAUGAACUGGUAUGGAAUGAAGUAGUUGAUGCUUGUUGUGAUUUAGUAUCUGCUUUUGAAUCGUUAGGUGAAUUGCCUGGUAAAUAUGGUGCUGAUGAUUUAGUAUGUAAAGAUUGGAAGUAUAAAGCAAGGACUACAAUAAGGUCAUUAAUGUCAAAGGGUAAAGAUAUGUGGGAAGAUUCAGAAGGAUGGGAAAGACUAAAGGAAUUAAAAGAAUCAUUUUAA